UAGACUAUACAAGGAUUUGUUAAGGUACUCAAAAACAUUGAAAUUGACCGACGUUGCGUAUUACAAAAAGAGAAUUUCCAGUGAAUUCAAACAAAACAAAACUUUGGACACGGCGCAGGACAUCAGUUACGCUUUCAAGAAAGGAAAAGCUCUAAUCAAACGAGGGUCUAUAGUUUAAAGAUGAUUUGCAUACAGUCUCUCCAUAGAAUCAAAAGAAGUGUAAUAGCAAUUCUGAGCACUCAAAAAGCACCAAAACACACUGUAGAUUAUUCUAGAUUGCCUAAAAUUAAUGAGUGUGAUUUGGCUGAGCAGUUUGUAAGAGGCAGUGGGCCGGGAGGGUCAGCGGUUAAUAAGAAUGCCAACUGUGUAGUACUAACACAUGUUCCUACAGGUGCAGUUAUAAAGUGCCACAUUAGUAGAUGCCAAGAUGAGAACAGGAAACUGGCGCGAGAAAUGUUAAGAUCUAAAUUGGACGAAAUGUUGAACGGCGAAAACAGCGUGGCAGCACAAAUGAAAAGAAUAGAAGAACAAAAAUUCAAGAAGUCAGAGUAUAAAAGGAAGAAAAAGGCACUGCUUAAAGAGGAAUGGAAAAAGCGUGAAGGAUUAACUUAGUAAUGUGUUUGAAUAGUUACCUAUAGAUAGUUACCGCAAUAUAUUUUUAAUACUUAA
Maniola jurtina (meadow brown) is the source of this 669-nucleotide messenger RNA. Its product is annotated as mitochondrial translation release factor in rescue. Gene Ontology annotation, biological process: translational termination. NCBI's taxonomy places the organism in Eukaryota, Metazoa, Arthropoda, Insecta, Lepidoptera, Nymphalidae. Gene Ontology annotation, cellular component: mitochondrion. The record is from RefSeq and is a predicted model, not a curated record. The transcript has 3 exons. Gene Ontology annotation, molecular function: translation release factor activity. The coding region runs from base 181 to 612 and encodes 143 amino acids.